AUUUUAUUUCAAAAUUAGCUGUAUUUAUAAUGAUGUGGUUAUGUAGUAGAUGCAUGAGUCGAACGAUAUUUAUUACUUUUCAAAUAAGGAAGUUAAUCCAUGAAUUGAAGUCGGAUAAUAAAUUUGUAAUCCACUUUUGGAAGCGAGCAAGAUUUCACAAUCGUCGCUUACGUUACGACUUACGGUACGGUGCUAGAACUUGUGUCCCCAAGACUCCGCUCCGAGACCGAGUCCCGCUGCGCUGUCCACGUAGCUUGGUCCACGUCCACUGUGAUGUGCUGUCGGCCGUCGAGUGCUGUAGAUUGAAGUGGCUAAUCUAAAAAAAGGUUGCAUCAGAGUAAGACCAAAAUGUCAAGGGAGCUGAAAGCAGUCCGUUGUCCAACGGACCAGCUUUCUUUGACAAAUAGAGCGGUUGUAUCAGACAGAGAUGCUUAUGCACGUGUUGAUUAUGUACAGAUCCAGGCUACUCCAGGGCCAAGCUAUGUGUUUGCUAUAAUAACACAUCCAGAUGUUAAAGUUGGAGAAAUGGGAUUCAGUCUUCCCCAGAGGAAAUGGGCUAGAAUAUCAAUAGACCAACCAAUUCAAGCUGCCCCAUAUAGAUUUGAUCCAAGUUGCCAGUACUUGAGUUCUAUCACAGUGGAGGUUGAUUUCUUGCAAAAGAAAAACAUCACAAAUGAAGCUUUUGACUCGGACAAAAUGGCGCAAGAUUUCUUGGGGUCAUUUGAUCGUGUGGCAUUCACAGUUGAACAACAGCUGGUCUGCUCAUUCUACAACAAGAAACUGAUGGGACUGGUUAUCAAAUCUGUAGAAAUUCUUGAUCCUGCUAUCUUGAAGGGAGGAAAGCCUUCAGCCAGAAGGAACAAGGAAGUAAGGAUUGGUGUCCUUACCCAGAACACACAAGUCACAUAUGAGAAGGCAGAUGGAUCUGCACUAAACCUCAUUGGCAGAUCAAAGGGUCAAUCAGCGAAUCAAUCAAUCAUCAACCCUGACUGGGAUUUCAAGAAGAUGGGCAUUGGUGGAUUAGAUCAGGAAUUUUCAGAUAUCUUCAGGAGAGCUUUUGCUUCUCGAGUUUUUCCACAAGAAUUUGUGGAACAAAUAGGUGCUCAGCAUGUGAAAGGUAUAUUACUGUAUGGACCACCAGGUACGGGUAAGACUCUGAUGGCUAGAACUAUAGGAAAGAUGUUGAACUCAAGGGAACCUCAGAUUAUCAACGGUCCAGAGAUCCUUAACAAGUUUGUAGGAGAGUCAGAAGCUAACAUCAGAAAACUGUUUGCCGCUGCAGAAGAGGAACAGAAAAAGAUGGGGAAUAACAGUGGACUCCAUAUAAUUAUUUUUGAUGAAAUUGAUGCCAUAUGUAAGCAGAGAGGUUCAAUGUCUGGAAGCACCGGUGUCCAUGAUACUGUAGUCAACCAGCUCCUGUCAAAGAUUGAUGGGGUUGAACAACUCAAUAAUGUUCUUCUCAUUGGUAUGACAAACAGGAAAGAUCUGAUAGACGAUGCCUUGCUUAGACCAGGUAGAUUAGAGGUUCAAAUGGAAAUUGGUUUGCCGAAUGAGGAAGGGCGUAUCCAAAUCAUAGAGAUCUAUCUUGCCAAGAUGAAAGAAAACAAUAAGCUGAGUAAAGACGUGAAUACUGAGGAGCUUGCCACAUUGACCAAGAAUUACAGUGGUGCUGAGAUUGCUGGUUUGGUCAGGGCAGCUCAGUCUAUGGCUAUGAAUAGCCUCAUUACGGCAUCCUCUAAAGUCGAGGUUGAUUAUGACAAGGCUGUGAAGAUGCAGGUUUCAAGAGAACACUUCAUGCAUGCCAUGGAAACAGACAUCAAACCGGCCUUUGGUGUGAGCAGUGAGAACUUUGACAAGUUUAUCUUGAAUGGGAUCAUUGACUGGGGAGAGCCCGUCCAGAGGGUGCUGGCCGAUGGAGAGCUGGUGGUCAAGCAGACCAAGGCCAGUGACCGGGUACCACUGGCCAGUAUGAUCAUGUCAGGACGGGCCGGUAGUGGAAAGACAGCUUUAGCAGCCAAACUUGCAUUGGAAUCAGGCUUCCCAUUCAUCAAGAUCUGUUCACCAGAAGACAUGGUUGGAUUCUCAGAAUCGGCAAAAUGUCAAGCCAUUAAGAAAAUCUUUGAGGAUGCAUACAAGUCUCAGGUCAGUUGUGUGGUGGUAGAUGACAUUGAAAGAUUGCUUGAUUAUGUUCCCAUUGGACCUCGUUUCUCGAAUCUGGUAUUGCAAGCUCUCCUAGUACUCUUGAAGAAAGCCCCACCUAAGGGUCGUAAGCUGCUUAUCAUCGGUACUACGAGCAGCCAUGAUGUACUAGAAGAGAUGAAGAUGACUGACAUAUUCAAUACCCAGAUCAGAGUACAUAGUCUUACUACAAGUGAUCACAUUGUUAAAGUAUUAGAGGAGCUGAAAGCCUUCACGCCUGAGGAAAGGGAAAGGAUCAGGACCAAGACCCAAGGCAAAUCCCUCCUGAUUGGUAUCAAGAAGCUCCUAGUCCUCUUAGAGAUUGUCAGACAGACAGAACCAUCCUACAGAGUACCCAAGUUCCUGGCGCUGAUGGAGGAAGAGGGAGGGUUAGAGAUGUCAUAAAGAUUAUUUCCUGUAGAUACAUCAUUCAUGCCAUCAUUUGUGGUCAAGAAAGAGAGAUAAGAAGAAUUUCACCCAGAGGAGGAACAGAGACGGAACUAGCAGAAAAUGUGGCACUGUGGGUAAUCAAAGGAGACCAUAAUGAACAGCCUGGACCCUGCCAAGGUGUAGAAUAGUGCUGAGUAGGACCGUUAGAUUGAUGCUGCUUGUAUACUUAAAAAAGAAAUGUUCAUUCCAGAUUGUCAACCACUUUGAAGUUAUAAGAAAAUAUGAAAUACAUCUAUUUAUAGAAGUGUAAUGUGCAUGAGUUUGUCAAUAAUGUGAGAAAGAUUAAAAGCUGUCUUCUUAUCACUCUUUGCAAGAACUUGCAAGUAUAUUUAUGUACUUGGAACAUUUCAUCAUGCAAUUAGUAUUGUAAAACAAUUUCUUUCUGUUUUGAAAGUAUGGGUUUGAAAAAAUGUACAGAAUUAGUCAAAGGAAUUCACAGAAGAGCCAUUACAGUCUUUCCUUUAUCUAUUCAGUCUUCUUUUGUCAGAUAUUUCAUUACUGGAGAGUCAAAGUUAUGUGCAAGGGUAUAGGAAAGGAUCUGCGUGUGCGAAAAUGAUCUCUUGCAAAAAAAAAAUCUUGCCUGAUAUGUAUUAUCAUCAAAUGUUUUAGAAAUAAAGUUGGAAACAAAUGAAUUACGAAUGUGAUUGGUUCCCUUGCAUAAUGAACAUCGCUCUAAUUUCAUUCUUGUGGUAAGUUAGGAUGAUGCAUUGGUAUUGUGUGGGAAUAGAUAUUUUGUGUUCCAUUUUGAAGCCAGAUAAAUAAAUAAUAAAUAAUAUAAGAUUUGUAUAGCGCACGUAUCCACCUUGCUAGGUGCUCAGGGCGCUCCUUUAUUACCCUGGCUAAGCUAGUCUACUGAUUCUGGUGUGCACAGCAGACACGCAUCCAACAAAAAAGUUGUAAUUUACACAAUAGUUUUGAUAUUCAGAAUUCAUGUGUCCAGCAUUGAAAUCUUCUACUAAUGAAUGUCAGUCCCACUUGAAUGUUUAUUGCAAGUUUUGCACAUGAAAGCCAAACCAAAAUUUAUAAUGGAAUGGUAGUAUGCAGAAAUAUUUUGUAAAUGUCAUCAACGUUCUGUAGCUCUUUAAAUAUCCCAAUAUUGCAUCCAUCAACAGAAGUACAGAUUUUGCAUAUUGUUUCUUAAAUGAUUAUUGCUAUGUGGAUUUUAAAAACUAAUCCCACAGUGUGUGCUUGUGCAUCAUUAAAACAAUCCACACCAUAUCCAAUCCAAUUCAAAGGUUGUUUGAUAUAGCGCCUUUUCCUUUCGGUUAUCCUAGGCUGCAUCUACAGCUAAGAAAAACAAAAGAGGCGAGAGAUGUAUGAAAUUAAUCUAAUGAAAUUAGAUAAAAUGUUCAGUGUUUCCAAGAAAUGUAUGUCUAUGUUGUUCAUAGAAUGGAAAGAUAGAUUUUCAGAUAUUUAUAACUUCAUAUUCAUAAUCUUAUUGACUUGUGCUAUUUGGUACAAAGUAUAUUCAAGCAAUUAUAAAUUUAUCAACAGGAUUAGAUGUUUACACAGAUGUCUAUGCUAUCUAUUUAUACUUGCAUUUACACAGCAAUAGAAAUGAUAUAUCAUACUACUAAUGUAACAACGUAAUAUUCCCAGUAUCAACUAUUUUCUCAGCUUGUUGUUGAUAGCAUUUCACCUCAUUUAUUACUUUUUGUGACAUAUUUUUAAUUAUCAUUUUGUUACUGUAUUGCAUUAUAUCAGUUAAUUUUCAUCCCAGAUAUUUGUUAUCGCUCAUAAUACAUGUACAUGAGCAGUUAAUGAAAAUGCAUUAUAUAUCUUUUUUUAAUUUCCAAUGAAAUACAAGACAAGAACAAUAAAAUCAAGAUUGGCUGAAACAAUAAAUUGUUUUUCUUUUUACGAAAGGGAGUCAAGAAGAAAUUCCACUAUCCUACAACAUAAUGAAGAUGUGUAGAAUGUGAUAUCCAACUAGAUUAUUUUGCCAAUUGACUAUUGAAGUUUUGCAUAGAUGAUGUGUUGUUUGGUCAUGUAUAAUGUGGUAUCUCAUUUUUUAAUCAUUUCUACAGGACUUUGAAUUAUACCUCAAUUAUCUUUCUGAUAAUUUCCCGCCUUCAGUGGUUUGCUAAAUAUGCUAAACAUACUGUAUACAUCCCUCAUUGUAUUGCUACAACAAUAAUCCCUUGUAGAGAUUCAUUUAUAUGGGAAGAUUUUUUUUUUUUUUUGCUGAAAAAGUGUUAGAAUAUGCUAUUCAAUAUGUAUUUGCCAUUAGGCAUAGUUAAAUAUAAUUAUUAAUUAUUUCUACAGGAUUGAAAAUGAAUAUAUCUUCAUACUAUUACUCAGCUUUUCACAUUCUUUUUUUCAUCUUCAUAUAAUGGGUCAUGUUGAUGUACUCAGUAUGUUUGUUGAAUCAUAUUCCAGCUGUUAUGCACUCUAAUGCAGAAAGCUUAAUGUUUAAUAUGAUUUCAUUCUAGAACAGUCUUGGAGUUUUUAAGAAAAGAAAAUCAUUAUCUUAUGCUAAAAAUAUUCAUUUUGAUUUGAUAAAUUGUGUGUAAAUUAUUUGUGCAUGAUUACUAUUUAUGAACAAAAAGAUAUAGACUGUCAUGCAUGUAUGUGUAUAUGCUAUCUUUAUAUUGUAAAGAAAAGCAUGUUUGCUAUGAAAGAAUUGUGCUUAUAACAGGGAGUGUAACAUUCCAAAGUACAUGUAUGUAUGAUAUUAUAAUUAGAAUUUACUAUGAAAUGGUAGUUUUCUAUGUUUUCCCUUCCUAAUAAUCUUGAAUAUUUAGUCUUUUUACCACUGAAAGUUUUCUUCAGAUUGUGUGUAUAGUAUGUCCAGUAUUUGCAAACUUUGUAAUAUCAGUUUCUAUUUAGUGCUCUUUGUAACUUGUUUUCUUUCUCUUAUCAUUUACCGUGCAUUUUAUGGAUUUAAAUUAUCAGCAGCAAGAUCUGGUGUUCUAAAAGGAACACCGAAACAAGUUGCUUACAAUUCUUUUUGUUGUUUCAUGUAUUCAUUUCUAUUUACAUGAGCAUAGAAGUAUUAUAAUUUAUCAAUGAUAAUUACCUGGAAGAAUUUACCUAUGCAUUCAUGUUGUGAUUUAUCCUUUACAUGCAUUUUUUGAUAUAGUAUUUAAAAAAUAGUUAAAUAUGUAGGCUAUACUAUGUGAGAGUGUGACUCUGAUCAUUACUAAAUGAUUAAUCUCUGGUCAAUUUUACUUACUGAUAUAACCCAUUUAUAGGGUUAUACAUUUACCUUCCCAUCCCUGGAGGCCAGAAUUCUAUUUAGCACUGAAAAUAUAUUUCCUUACUGUUUAAAGGACAUUGAUUUUCCAAAGGAUGGUUUUCGCAAGCUAUGCAGCACCUCAAGUUUGCUAUCACUUUUUCCCUCAUGAUUUCCACUGUUUUUCUUUUUCAAUAUGUUUGGCUUCCAUUCUUUGAUGGCACAAUCCCUCUGGGGAACUGACUCCAGAUUGAUCAAAGCUGUUACGUUGUUACCAAUGACCAAUCAUUGGUCGGUUUGGAGUUGGUGUCGUUGGUAUGACUGUAGCAUAAGCGUAAUUUUGAAACCGAGGUUAAUGUACAUUCUUAAAACACUGGGAUAGAACAACCAAAUUAAAGAACAGCCAUAUAUGGCUACAUGUGUAAUGUUCACAAAGUUGACUACCUAUUUUUGUUUAAAAAAUAACAUGGAUGUCAGAUCGGAUCAGACCUUCAUUAAAAAUAGAAGAAUUAUAGAACUCAGUAGCAAGCAUAUUAAUUCACAAAUAUAGGAUACUAUGGUAUUUGAUUUUUGUACAUUUUUGCCCUGUUCCAACCUUUGUUUUAUAAAAGCAAGUCAUUAGAUAUUUGCUUAAUGGAGUAGCUUCUUUGUGCAGAUUUCAAUUGGAUCAGAUCAGUGCUGUGGUGCUAGAGUUACAAUCAUUUACUCAAGUCACUGAUACAUUACAACCCUGGUAGGUGUUUCAUAAAACUGUAAGUUAUGGUUGACUCUAGGAACAACUGGUGACCCUUUCUUGUGAUAAAUGAUACACCAGAUAUUUUAUUGAUGUUGUUAGUUUGUAAAGGAGACGUGAUGGCUCAGUUGGUAGAGCGGUGGCUUCGGAUUCCGGUGACCCGGGUUCGAUUCCCACUUGAUGCGUUAGUGCCCUUUGGUAAGGCUUUAAUCCUCAUGAGGACAUUAAGCCGUCAGUCCUCUGGUUGCUUGCUACCAAGCUUUCAUACCUUAGCAAUCAGGUACAAAAUCACCACCAUUUACCAUUUAAAGUCGCUCAUAACUUACAAACAGCUUUUUAGAAACACCCACCUGGCUGAAGAUCCAAUCAGUAAUUAAAAUUGUUUCAUGAUAUCUUUUUGUUGAAGUGAUAUCACAGCAUUAUUCCUUUCCACGGAAAUUGAAAGCGGUGCAACAUGAUAAGACAUGCAGACAAGGAUAGACAUGCAAGAUGCAGAGAAAUUAUAGUACCUUGUGUCAGUUUCAUAGAUUUAUUUACUGAAUGUUAAAUACCAGCUGAUGAAAUAGCAGGGGAUGGGGAGUUCCAUUACAUAAAUUUCUAUACAUCCUUAGUCAUUCUAGAAAUAUACUUUUUCAUACUAAGAUGAAAGGAAAAAUAAAAGGAAAAAUUGCCAAUUCAUGAAUUCUGUAUAUGUAGUCAAAUCAGAUUUGAUUCUUAGAUUUGAUUCUUACCAUUCAUUGUUAAUAUGUCAUUUAUACUCAGUCUGUAGUAUUGUUACUGAACUAACCGCAUUAAAUAUUCCUUUUCUACCAAGUGCAAUAUUGCUCAAUAUGUCCAUGUAGAGAGGAGAUUAAAAUGUGUGUCCUUGGAAAACCUUUA
Molecule: messenger RNA, 7415 nt
Organism: Lytechinus pictus (painted urchin)
Lineage: Eukaryota; Metazoa; Echinodermata; Echinoidea; Temnopleuroida; Toxopneustidae
Product: vesicle-fusing ATPase-like
Exons: 27
Coding region: 349-2583 (744 amino acids)
Biological process (GO): SNARE complex disassembly; intra-Golgi vesicle-mediated transport; Golgi to plasma membrane protein transport
Cellular component (GO): Golgi stack
Molecular function (GO): ATP binding; ATP hydrolysis activity
Source: RefSeq, a predicted model, not a curated record